GCUAAUGACUACUCGACGAGCUACGCACAAAAACAGCUGGUAUUCUGGAAGCAGAGAUGAAUUGAAUGAGCAAUUGUCUGGCUGGCUCAACAAGGCUUCUUUUACUCAUGGGCCAGCCAGGGCAAUAAUUUCCCCUCACGCUGGUUACUUUUACUCAGGAGCAUGUGCCGCACAUGCUUACAAGCAAAUUAAUCCUGAUUUAGUAAAACGAUAUUUUGUUUUCGGUCCGUCACAUCACUUUUACCUUGAUACUUGUGCAAUACCGUCUGCUGAUUAUUUCGAAACACCGUUAUUUAAUCUGCGUAUGGAUACUGAAGUCCGAAAAAAUCUCAUGAAAACCGGAAAGUUUGAUAUUCUUGAAACGAAUCAUGAUGAAGAAGAGCACUCAAUUGAAAUGCAGUUCCCAUACAUUGCCAAAAUUAUGGAGGCUCACGCUGAAAACUUUACCGUUAUACCCGUUUUGGUCGGCAGUUUGUCUUUUUCAAAAGAAAAAUUAUUUGGGGAGAUAUUCUCCCCUUAUCUUUCUGAUCCUGCCACUGUCUUUGUGAUAUCUUCUGAUUUCUGUCAUUGGGGCGAUCGUUUCAGCUACACAUACUACGAUCAAAGCCUUGGCGAAAUCUGGAAAUCGAUUAGGGAUCUGGAUCAUAAGGGUAUGGAAUUGAUUGAGAAACUGGAUACAUUGGGCUUUCACACAUAUUUAAAGGACUACCGAAAUACCAUUUGUGGCCGCCACCCGAUUGGCGUGUUGUUACACGCUAUUGACGCCCUCAAGUCAACAACUCUGGAACAACCCACCCUCAAGUUUGUGCAGUACGCUCAGUCGAGCAAAUGUCGCAGCCAGCGUGAUUCCUCGGUUAGCUAUGCAUCCGCCUCCCUGGUUUUCAAUUAG
This is a messenger RNA of Mesocestoides corti, 889 nucleotides long. The record is from the annotation of a GenBank genome assembly. NCBI's taxonomy places the organism in Eukaryota, Metazoa, Platyhelminthes, Cestoda, Cyclophyllidea, Mesocestoididae.